AUGAACCUAUAUCAACUGCGCAGAGCGCCAUUAGUUGCACAGUGGCCCGUCACACCCUGCCGCAGCGCAUCAAGCAAAGGCCCUCGAACCCCAAAGCCGAGUCCCCUCAGUCCCAAACCAGUGGCUAUAAAACGGCGUCAAGCAACUCCGCCUCGCCAGCCAUACCAAGAGCGCCCUAACCCGCAGGGCACUCAGGCCGAAGGCCCUAAUGCUGAAACCACAGCAAAACCAGGCCAUGGCAUCCCACCCAGAGCCCUAACCUUCCUGGGCAUCACAGCACUCACCAUCAGCAUGUACUGCGGGUACCUGUACGCGUCAUACAUGCGCGAAGUAAGCAAAGCGCACACACUCAACGUGCCACGCGAUGUCUCAGACCGCUACAACACGACAGCGGCAACCUUCGACGCGGACGUCGAGCUCUCCGAAAAGGCAAUGGGUCUCGGCAAGAAACGGCGUGAUCUAGUGCGCCUGGCGCGCGGGAAUGUGCUCGAAGUCAGCUGCGGCACGGGGCGCAAUUUGCCGUUCUACGAGCUCGGCGAACGUCGCGGGCUAGAUGCCAAUGGCCAUGCUGCGGUUUUGGGUUGUCGCUCGGUGACGUUUGUCGAUCUUAGCCCGCAGAUGGUGGCUAUUACGAAGGAGAAGUUUGAGAAAUUGUAUCCUGCGUUCCCGGCGGUGUUUCGGGCUUGUGAUGCGGGUCAGGUUGAGCCAUCUGAGAUUGGGCGCUCUGGGGUGAAGAUGAAGGGGGAGCCGGUUACCUUUGAUACUAUUGUGCAGACCAUGGGUCUCUGCUCGAUGCCGGAUCCGGUUGCUACGCUGAGACAUCUGGGGUCUGUUACGGAGCCUGGGAGUGGGCGGAUCUUGUUGCUUGAGCAUGGACGGUCUUACUAUGAUUGGCUUAAUCGGAUUUUAGAUAAUCUUGCGCCGGCUCAUGCGGAUCGGCAUGGUUGUUGGUGGAACCGUGAUAUUGGGGAGAUUGUGCGCGAAAGUGGCUUGGAGGUUGUGGAGGAGAAGCGUUGGCAUCUGGGGACUACGUGGCGUUAUGUGUUGAAGCCGAAGCAGAAUACUGUCAGGGCUCACUCUUGA
Messenger RNA from Penicillium digitatum Pd1, 1083 nucleotides. RefSeq names its product class I SAM-dependent methyltransferase. Gene Ontology annotation, molecular function: methyltransferase activity. The record is from RefSeq and is a predicted model, not a curated record. Lineage: Eukaryota; Fungi; Ascomycota; Eurotiomycetes; Eurotiales; Aspergillaceae.